UCAAUAAUAUAUAUACAGCUAAUCUCUUUUUAUUUAACGUUUCUGUAACGACCAACUUCAAUCCUUGCAACAAAUCUUCCUUCCCUUCACCUACCACAUGGCGCCCAGACGAAAGUCCAAAGGAGCGGCCUCUGCGGUCAAUAAAACGAAAAUUAAGAACAAGUCUGCUGUAAAAAAGAGUAAACGCUCUAGUAAGACUGAAAAACCUGCUCAAGUAAUACUUUCCUCGAAGAACACCAAAAAGGAGAACAAGAAGCAAGUCAAGCUUCCACAGCUCGAAGAGAGAUCUCUUACGGAAGAAGAUGUUGCAUUUAUCGAAGAGAACAAGGAGCAUUUAGGAUUCCUUGCGAGCUUGAAACCCGAGGAAUUGGCAAAAAAGGUUGAAAAGGGCUCUCGUCCGGCCAUAUACGAUGCAAAGAAGUCUCAGGCUUCAAACUCAGAAGAUGAAGACGAGGAAAACUAUUAUUCAAAUGACUCUGAAGCUGAACAGGACUACGAGAUGCGUCCUCGAGUUAUCAAAAGCUAUAAUCCAAACGUAACAAACCGUCUGCCUAUCAAAACUGCUAGUGGCGCACUCGGUGUUGCCGAUUAUGUGCAGCAGGACGAAGAAUCUGAGGCUAGCAAUGAAAGCGAGGAAGAGAAGGAGGCCCCUUCUGCAGAAGAAAUGGACGUUGACGAAGCUGCCAUUCAGCCGGUCAAAUUGGAGAAACCCUUGUCGACAAAAGAGCAACUGCUAAAGAAUAAAGAGGAUAUCGCUUCUUGGGCACAAAAGAUUCUUGAAGAUCCCAUUGAAGAACUUCAUCACCUUCGGGACAUUUUGGGACUAUACGAAUCUGAAUUGGUCUCAACAAAGAAGAUUGCUCUUCUUUCUACCUUGGCGGUUUUCAAAGACAUUAUUCCCGGUUAUCGCAUUCGUCCUCUCACUGAGGUUGAAAGAGCUGCCAAAGUUUCCAAGGAGGUUGCUAUCAUGCGCGAACACGAAGAAAGUUUGUUAAAGUUGUAUAGUAUGUACCUUGGUAUUUUGGAAACAAUUCUGAAAACACUUUCGCGUUCCGAAGACAAGAAGGAAAUUUCACUAUAUCUGACUGCAAUUCGUUGUGUCUGUACACUUGUGGAAAGCGCUUCUCAUUUUAACUUUCACGAGAAACUGUUCAGUAUGGCAGUUCACCAGUUGGCCACUCGGAGACAAACUGAAGGUACUACACAACUUCAACGUGCCAUUGUAAGUCUUUUCGAAGAGGAUGAGCUUGGUCAGGUGUCGCUUGAGCUUGUUCGUCUGUUAUCAAAAAUGAUGAAACAGCGGGAUUACGAGGUCCAUCCUACUGUACUUGACUUAUUCCUUCAUUUGAGGAUUCUCACAACAAUGGAACGCAAACACGAGGAAGAAGAGGGUUACUAUGCAGGGCCGAAACGGAAGAAGGAUCGUGUUCAUUUCUCCAAAAAGGCCCGUAAGGCAUUUAAGGAAGAGAAGAAGAUUAAAAAGGAGAUGAAGGAAGCGGAGGCUGUCAUCGCAUCUGAAGAUCGUGAACGGAAUCAAUCUGAGGCUCUGAAAGCCGUUUUCCUUACUUAUUUCCGUGUCUUAAAAACACCGGGCAAAUUAGUCGGCAAUGCGUUGGAGGGCAUUGCACGCUUUUCUCAUCUUAUCAAUGCAGAAUUCUUUGCCGAUUUGCUUCAGGCUCUGCGUGAGUUGGUUGACGACGACAAUGUUCGUAUUGCUGCCUCGAAAAAGCCAGGACAAACAACGCGUGAAGCUUUACUCACUGUUUCCACUGCCUUGGAACUGGUGUCGACGCAUGGAAUUGGAAAAAUGAAUUUAGAUCUUGACUUGUCUUCAUUUGUGUAUCGCUUGUACGGUAUACUUUAUCCAUCCUGUUUGAACCCGGACAUUGACUUGACAGAUCGUGCCGUGCGUCUACGUGAUCCUGAUGCGCCUAACAAGCCUCGCAAGGUCAACCUUGUUACAGAGAUGGAAAUUAUUCUCAAGUGCUACCAGUAUCUUUUCUUUAAAACCCGCAAUCCCAAUUUCACCCGACUUGCCUCCUUCACCAAAGCAUUGGGAACAGCAGCUCUCCAAUUGCCUGAGCAAUCGACGAAAGCUGCACUUACAUUGCUCGUGCGUAUCCUAAGUCGCUUCUCUAAACUCCAGCGUAUGCUGGCUUCAGACGAACGUGUUGGCGAUGGUUUGUACCAACCUUUCGUGGAGGAUCCAGAGCUCUGUAAUUCUACGUCUGCCAUUCUUUACGAACCAUUCCUGUUGCGAAAUCACUACUCCCCAGAUGUUUCGAGCAUGGCCAACGAACUGUUGAAAUCGACGACGCAGUAAGGAGGGCAAAAAGAAAAAAAAAAGUAUUCAUUUUUGGAACACUACGGAUAUAAAGGGAAAUAGAUUUCAAUGGAUAACAAAAGGGGAA
Schizosaccharomyces japonicus yFS275 is the source of this 2411-nucleotide messenger RNA. Its product is annotated as Noc2p-Noc3p complex subunit Noc3. NCBI's taxonomy places the organism in Eukaryota, Fungi, Ascomycota, Schizosaccharomycetes, Schizosaccharomycetales, Schizosaccharomycetaceae. The record is from RefSeq and is a predicted model, not a curated record. The transcript has 3 exons. The coding region runs from base 98 to 2323 and encodes 741 amino acids. Gene Ontology annotation, cellular component: nucleolus; nucleus.